UAAAACGUUUCUGUGUAAAAAGUGGUUAAAGCAGCUGUCCCUGUUACAAGUUUUGAUUGUGCUGGCUUUUUCCCCAGGGGGAGUGGCCACAGAGGGUCCUAUCUGGUGGUGAGUGGCUGUCAUGAUCUCUACAGCACCGCUCUACAGCGGCGUGCACAACUGGACCAGUUCUGACCGGAUUCGCAUGUGUGGCAUCAACGAAGAGAGAAGAGCACCUCUUUCUGAUGAGGAGUGCACAACAGGUGACUGCCAGCACUUUGGAUCUCAGGAGUUUUGUGUCAGCAGCAGUUUUUCCAAGGUGGAGCUCACGGCAGUUGGAAGUGGCAGCAAUGCCCGGGGGGCAGAUUCAGAUGGCAGUGCAACAGAAAAACUUGGGCACAAGUCAGAAGACAAGCCUGACGACCCCCAGCCGAAAAUGGACUAUGCUGGAAAUGUGGCAGAGGCUGAGGGCCUCUUGGUGCCACUGAGCAGCCCAGGAGACGGGCUCAAGCUUCCUGCUCCUGACAGCAGCGAGGCCAGCAACAGCAGGGCUGACUGCUCCUGGACUCCCCUCAACACCCAAAUGAGCAAACAGGUUGACUGCUCACCGGCAGGGGUAAAGGCUUUGGACUCUAGGCAUGGCGUUGGAGAGAAGAAUACUUUCAUUUUGGCAACUCUGGGAACUGGAGUCCCCGUGGAGGGGACCCUGCCUCUGGUUACCACUAACUUCAGUCAGCUGCCAGCUCCCAUCUGUCCCCCUGCACCGGGUUCGGCCUCUGUCCCCCAAUCUGUUCCGGAUCCAUUCCAGGUUCCCCUCUCUGUCCCUGCCUCCGUGCCCCAUUCUGGGCUCGUUCCAGUCCAGGUUGCCACUUCGGUUCCAGAUCCUUCCCCUCCCUUAGCACCAGUCCCUGCUCUGGCGCCAGCGCCACCAUCAGUGCCCACACUCAUCUCUGACUCGAGCCCCCUUUCGGUUUCGGCCUCGGUCUUGGUGCCCGUGCCAGCUUCUGCUCCCCCCUCGGGCCCGGUUCCCCUGUCGGCUCCAGCUCCUGCACCCCUCUCAGUCCCAGUUUCAGCUCCUCCCUUGGCUCUGAUCCAGGCUCCCGUGCCCCCUUCAGCUCCAACCUUGGUCCUCACUCCUGUCCCCACUCCGGUUCUGGCUCCCCUGCCGGCAUCUACACCUCCAGCGGCUCCCGCACCCCCAUCCGUGCCGAUGCCCACCCCGACCCCAUCUUCUGGUCCACCUUCUACCCCUACCCUCAUCCCUGCCUUCGCUCCCACACCGGUGCCUGCACCCACCCCGGCCCCAAUCUUUACUCCAGCCCCCACGCCCAUGCCUGCUGCCACACCAACUGCCAUUCCCACCUCUGCACCCAUCCCGGCCUCUUUCAGUUUGAGUCGAGUGUGUUUUCCUGCAGCUCAGGCACCAGCUAUGCAAAAAGUCCCUCUGUCCUUUCAGCCAGGGACAGUGCUAACCCCGAGCCAGCCGCUGGUAUAUAUCCCACCUCCGAGCUGUGGGCAGCCGCUCAGUGUGGCCACACUGCCAACCACCCUGGGGGUCUCCUCCACUCUCACACUCCCUGUCCUGCCAUCCUACCUGCAGGACAGGUGUCUCCCGGGUGUGCUGGCCUCCCCAGAGCUCCGGUCUUACCCAUAUGCAUUUUCUGUGGCCCGGCCUCUGACUUCAGAUUCGAAGCUGGUCUCCCUGGAGGUGAACAGGCUCCCCUCCACUUCCCCGUCCGGCAGCACCACCACCCAGCCUGCACCCGAUGGGGUCUCCGGGCCUUUGGCAGAUACCUCUCUCGCCACUGCGUCUGCCAAGGUGCUUCCAACUCCACAGCCUUUGCUGCCAGCCCCCAGCGGGAGCUCAGCCCCACUGCACCCCGCCAAGAUGCCAGGUGGCACUGAGCAGCAAACAGAAGGGACUUCUGUUACCUUCUCUCCCCUCAAGUCACCUCCACAGCUGGAGCGAGAGAUGGCCUCUCCACCUGAGUGCAGUGAGAUGCCCCUUGAUCUCUCCUCUAAGUCCAACCGCCAGAAGCUUCCAUUGCCGAACCAGCGCAAGACGCCCCCCAUGCCCGUGUUGACGCCUGUGCACACCAGCAGCAAGGCCCUCCUCUCCACGGUCCUGUCUAGGUCUCAGCGUACAACCCAGGCUGCCGGCAGCAGUGUCACCUCCUGCCUGGGCUCCACCUCCUCACCUUUUGUCAUCUUUCCCGAGAUUGUGAGGAACGGAGACCCAAGCACCUGGGUGAAAAACUCAACUGCGCUGAUCAGCACCAUUCCUGGCACUUAUGUGGGAGUGGCCAACCCAGUGCCUGCAUCCCUGCUGCUGAACAAAGACACCAACCUGGGUCCCAACCGUGACCCCCGCCAUCUCCCCAAGCAAGAGCCCAUCUCCAUCAUUGAUCAAGGAGAGCCUAAGAGCACUGGUGCCACAUGUGGCAAGAAGGGCAACCAGGCUGGUGCUGAGGGACAGCCAAGCACAGUCAAACGAUAUACCCCAGCCCGCAUCGCCCCUGGGCUGCCGGGGUGUCAAACUAAGGAGCUUUCUUUGUGGAAACCCACUGGGCCGGCAAAUAUUUAUCCACGGUGUUCAGUCAAUGGGAAACCCACCAGCACCCAGGUCCUGCCUGUUGGCUGGUCACCAUACCACCCUACAUCUCUGCUUUCCAUUGGCAUUUCCAGUGCCGGGCAGCUGACCCCCAGCCAGGGGGUGCCCAUUAGGCCCACCAGCGUCAUUUCUGAGUUUUCUGGUGUGCCAUCUCUUGGCUCCAGUGAAGCCGUGCACGGACUUCCUGAGGGGCAGCCACGGCCUGGGGGCCCCUUUCCUCCAGAGCAGGACACUGUCACAAAGAACAAAACUUGCCGGAUUGCUGCCAAGCCUUAUGAAGAACAAGUCAACCCUGUCCUCCUGACCCUCAGCCCUCAGACAGGGACCCUGGCACUGUCUGUUCAGCCUAGCAGUGGGGACAUUCGAGUAAAUCAGGGCCCUGAGGAAUCAGAGAGCCAGCUCUGCUCUGAUAGCACUCCUAAGAUGGAAAGCCCCCAGGGAGCUUGUGGCGUGAAGCUGGCAGGAGACACAAAGCCUAAGAACCAAGUGCUAGCUACCUAUAUGUCCCAUGAGCUGGUCCUGGCCACCCCCGAGAACCUGCGCAAGAUGCCUGAGCUGCCUUUGCUACCUCAUGACAGCCACCCCAAGGAACUCAUCUUGGAUGUGGUUCCGAGCAGCAAGAGGGGCUCCAGCACAGAGCUUUCACAGCUUGGAAGCCAGGUGGAUCUGGGGCGGGUGAAAAUGGAGAAAGUGGAUGGUGACGUGGUCUUCAAUUUAGCCACCUGCUUCCGGGCCGAUGGCCUCCCAGCAGCUCCCCAGAGGGGCCAAACUGAAGUUCGGGGUAAGGCCGGGCAGGCUCGAGUUAAACAGGAAAGUGUAGGGGUCUUUGCUUGCAAGAACAAGUGGCAGCCAGAUGAUGUGACCGAAUCUCUGCUACCCAAGAAGAUGAAGUGUGGCAAAGAGAAGGAAGACGAAGAGCAGCAGAAGCAGCAGAAGCAGCAGCAGCAGCAGCAGCAGCAGCAGCAGCAGCAGCAGCAGCAGCAGCAGGAGCAGCAGGAGCAGCAACCACAAACCAAGCCCGUAGUCCGGAGUUCCCACAGACCAAAGGGCCGGAAGCCGCCCAGUGACCCCCAGGAACCCACCAAGAAAAGCCCCAGGGGGGCUUCAGAUUCAGGUAAAGAGCACAAUGGAGUCAGGGGAAAGCACAAGCACCGGAAGCCAACAAAGCUGGAGUCCCAGUCUCCAGGAAAACGAGCCGAGGGCCACGAGGAAGGUUCCUUGGAAAAGAAAGCAAAGAGCAGUUUCCGUGACUUCAUCCCUGUGGUUCUGAGCACCCGGACGCGCAGUCAGUCUGGAAGCAUCUGUAGCUCCUUUGCUGGUAUGGCAGACAGUGACAUGGGAAGCCAAGAAGUCUUCCCCACAGAAGAGGAAGAGGAGGUGGCCCCCACCCCAGCUAAGCGUCGAAAGGUCAGAAAGACUCAGCGGGACACCCAGUAUCGCAGCCAUCAUGCCCAGGACAAGACUUUGCUGAGCCAGGGCCGCAGACACUUGUGGCGAGCCCGAGAAAUGCCCUGGAGGACAGAGGCUGCCCGGCAAAUGUGGGACACCAAUGAAGAGGAGGAGGAAGAUGAAGAGGAGGGCCUGGUGAAGAGGAAGAAACGGAGAAGGCAGAAGAGCAGAAAGUAUCAGACUGGGGAGUACCUGACCGAGCAAGAAGAAGAGCAGCGGCGGAAAGGGAGAGCAGAUUUAAAGGCCCGUAAGCAGAAUACUUCCUCACAGAGUUCGGAGCACCGCCUCAGGAAUAGGAACCUUCUUUUGCCCAACAAAGCCCAAGGGAUCUCUGAUUCACCAAAUGGUUUCCUCCCAAAUAACCUGGAGGAGCCAGCCUGCCUUGAAAAUUCAGAAAAGCCAUCAGGAAAACGAAAGUGCAAGACCAAGCACAUGACAAACGUCUCAGAAGAGGCAAAGGGCAAAGGUCGUUGGAACCAGCAGAAGACACGAUCUCCCAAAUCUCCCACCACAGUGAAACCCUCAGAACCAUGUACACCUUCUAAGUCCCGAAGUGCCGGCCCAGAGGAGGCCUCAGAGUCACCUACAGCCAGGCAGAUCCCCCCAGAGGCACGUCGACUCAUAGUGAACAAAAACGCUGGCGAGACCCUCCUGCAGAGGGCGGCUCGUCUUGGCUAUAAGGACGUUGUUCUCUACUGCCUCCAGAAAGACAGUGAGGACGUGAAUCACCGUGACAAUGCUGGCUACACAGCCCUGCAUGAGGCCUGUUCCCGGGGCUGGACCGACAUCCUGAACAUCCUGCUGGAGCACGGGGCCAACGUGAACUGCAGCGCGCAGGAUGGCACGAGGCCAGUUCAUGAUGCAGUGGUCAACGACAACCUGGAGACCAUCUGGCUCCUACUGUCCUAUGGGGCCGACCCCACACUGGCUACCUACUCGGGCCAGACGGCCAUGAAGCUGGCCAGCAGCGACACCAUGAAGCGCUUUCUCAGUGAUCACCUCUCGGAUCUUCAGGGCCGGGCAGAGGGUGAUCCUGGUGUAUCCUGGGAUUUUUAUAGCAGUUCAGUGCUAGAGGAAAAAGACGGGUUUGCCUGUGACCUCCUACAUAAUCCUCCUGGGACCUCUGAUCAAGAAGGAGAUGAUGGGGAAGAGGAUGAUUUCAUGUUCGAAUUCUCAGACAAGCCUCUUCUCCCUUGCUACAAUGUCCAAGUGUCAGUAUCCUCCGGGCCCUCCAACUGGUUCCUCUUCACUGAUGUCCUGAAGAGGCUGAAGCUUUCCUCCAGGAUCUUUCAGGCCCGGUUCCCGCACUUUGAAAUCGUCAACAUGCCCAAGGCUGAGUUCUACCGGCAGGUGGCCUCCAGUCAGCUGCUGACCCCUGCCGAGAGGCCUGGAGGCUUGGAGGACAGACCUCCCCCAGGCUCCUCUGAGACUGUAGAGCUGGUGCAGUAUGAGAUAGAGCUACUUAGGCUCCUAGGGUCGGAGGUGGAAUUCCACUCUUGGAGCAGUUGACCGGGGAAAACAGCCCCUUCCUUUUCUUCUUUCUCCUCCUGAGUUCACCCUUCCCCCACCUCCCAUGUCUUCCCCCACUGAGCACCAGACUGCAGAAUGAGGCAAUAAUAUGGACCAACAAGAAGCCGCCUUAUCAAUGCCAGCAUUAGUGACUGGACCGUUUUUGUUUUUUUGGUUACAAUUAGUUCUCAUCUCCCUGUCAUCGUCAUUGUUGUCGUGGUUGGUGAUGGGGGUGGAAAGUUGAACUUUGUCUGAGGACAAGAGGUCCCAGGGGUGGUGGGGAGGUGGCACCAGGGUCCCUUGGACUGGCCUCCUUGUGUAUGACCAAGACCUGACAAGGGCCCUGGGUGGCCAUGGCCUGUCCCAUGGAGAAAUGAGAAAAGCCCAAAUCUCUGAGCGCCCCCGCUCUGUUCCCCUGUGUUCUUCUGUCUUCCAUAGUAUUUAUUUUAUUAGUAUUUAAUUUGUAUUGUUUCAUUGGUUUCUGAUAAGUCUGUAUCACUGUGACAAUUUGAGACAACUUGUUGUAUUGAGGGACUUUCUUUACCUCCUUUCUUUUUCUUUCUUGAUAAGCUCUGACAGAGUUAUUCCCAGGUGGUUUUUUCCCCCAACUGGGGAGGGAGUGGGGUGGGGUGGGAUUGGGGGACCUGGAUUUGUGACUAAUGAAGCUGGCUGCUGCUGGCCCAGGGCUGGGGGCUGGGGGUAAAUCCGGAGGCUUUGGUGCUCCCCCUCCCCCGCCAGUUUUUUCUCCUCUCGGCCUGCCCCCAGCAGCCCUGCUAUCUUGAGAUUGUUUACGGGGAGGGGAGGAUUGUGGGGUGAGGAGUUAAUGAGUUACUCUGAUAAAGGAGAGUGGAAAAGGAGUCUGAGGGGUGAGGGUGUCCCCACCUGAUGCCUACUUCACUGCUCCCUUCAAAGGGCACGAUAUGGAUUUGUUCCUGCAUCUUUCCCCUACAGCCCCGCCCCGUCCUAGCCUCCCCCUCUCAAGAUACUGAGCCUCAAACCUCCCAGCCCUCACCUUCCAUCUCUGCCCCUUCCCAGACAGGCAGCACCCCUUCCUCUCCUUUCCUCCCUCUACUCCCCAUUCUCCUUUGGAAUCUGCAGAGGGCUCCCGGACUGACUGCCAGAUGUGAAAUCCAGGCGUCAGCUGUUUCCUAGGUGAGCGCAGGAAACUGGUCUCCAGCCCGGGCUCCACUCCUGCUGGAGACCUGGGGCUGAGUGUGUGGCCCCACCAGGCCUCCCCACAAGCCUCCGGGCCUCCAGCGCUGGAUUUGUUCAGGGAAAGAGGGAGAGAGAGAGGAGCUUGGGUUGCUUCCCUGUCCCCACCCCCUCUGUGGCAUUGUCUUUCCCACCCUUGUUCUUAUUUUUCUACCGAUUGCUAUUUUUCCGAACAAUCCUUGUAGAGAGUACGUACCAUCCAAAGGCAUGAGGGCCUCGCUGUGGCCAGCUCUGGUUGGAGAUGGUACAGUUUUAUUGUACAGGUGCUAAAACAACAACAACAAAAGAAGAAAAUGGAAAAAAAAAUUUAAAAAAAGGAAAAAAAAAAAGCCAGUUUGAGGAUGGGACAAUCUGUUCUCUGGAGGCUCCUGACCCACUCGGGAGCAUUGGUGGAUAUUUUCUUUGUAUUGUGUUUGUUCUUUGUUCCCCGGGGCAGAUUCUGGGCCCCCUUCUGUAGGACUGCUCCCCACCCCUGCCAUACUGCCCAGUUGGUUUUGAACAGUUGUUCUCCCUUUUUAAGAAAAAAAAAAAUAUAUAUAUAUAUAUAUAUAAAGUUGAGGGGUUUUGGAUUUUAAUUUUUUGGUUUUGUUGGGGUUCCUGGUAUUGUGUGGUUUAUUUUAUGUUUUACGUUUGCCUUUACUUUUUUGCAUUUGGUUGUGUAUUCUGGCUGCCCUUUAUGUUUCAUUUUAAGCAACUGGCUGUGGAGUCAAAAACACUUGCAUACUGAAAAACCUGUGUUGGGG
Messenger RNA from Lemur catta (Ring-tailed lemur), 7503 nucleotides. It is a transcript of the gene BCORL1, whose product is annotated as BCL6 corepressor like 1. Gene Ontology annotation, cellular component: nucleus. Gene Ontology annotation, molecular function: protein binding; transcription corepressor activity. Gene Ontology annotation, biological process: negative regulation of transcription by RNA polymerase II. Bases 122 to 5548 code for a protein of 1808 amino acids. The record is from RefSeq and is a predicted model, not a curated record. Lineage: Eukaryota; Metazoa; Chordata; Mammalia; Primates; Lemuridae. The transcript has 13 exons.